Molecule: messenger RNA, 1373 nt
Organism: Aureobasidium pullulans EXF-150
Lineage: Eukaryota; Fungi; Ascomycota; Dothideomycetes; Dothideales; Saccotheciaceae
Exons: 1
Coding region: 353-1195 (280 amino acids)
Source: RefSeq, a predicted model, not a curated record
GCUCACUCGUCUCAAUCGGCAUUCAAGCAAACACACAUAUUGCAACGAUACCGGUGCUCAGCAGGACCACAUCUCAUACCCAAGCAGUGCCUCUAGAAACAAGACAGAGAAAGCCCAGUGUCGGCUCCAGCCUUGUGCUAUCUAUUCCCCUCUUCCUUCGUGUCGCCUCUUCCCUGGCCGCGUCAGUUUGACGACACUCGUCUUCCUCUUUCAGUGACGUCCACCUUUUGAUAUCUUGCUUGACCCUUUGUUUGCAGCUCGACUCAGUCACCUGUUUUGUCACAUUCACAACUGCUGUUCUUUCGCGUCUCUACCGGCUUCACUACUCAAGGCAACAGACCCAAGUACAGUCAUGGCUACCCAAGCUCACUGCGCCUUUUGCUUCGAAUCGCUUGUCGCCAGUUUCGAGGGUAGAAAGCCACUCCCUUUGCCGCAGCUCGAAGAACUCUGGACUGAGCAUGUUGGGAUUCAAGAGGAUGACCCAGAGGACGCCGACGGAGAGUCCACAUCGCGUGCGCCUGCCAUUUCCCGUCUCCUCAGCUCCGUCACACCCACCUCGAACUCGUCGUCUUCGAGCCUGACGUCAAAGUCCACGUCGAAGUCGACCUCCACACAAGCCUCGACAUCCUCAAGCCGCACAUCCCUCUCCUCUCACUCCGCUGUCGACCCCAACGAUCCAUACCCACUCUUCGUAACCUGGAACACCAUCUCGUCUCGCAACGGUAGCAAAGCUCUUCGCGGCUGCAUCGGCACCUUCAAGCCUCUACCUCUCGAGAAAGGUCUACACGAAUAUGCUUUGACGGCCGCCUUCGAAGACCAUCGUUUCCCACCCAUAGCUCCCUCACAACUAUCGCAACUGCAAUGCUGUGUGACACUGCUCACCAACUUCAGCUCUCCUACUCGCGACAUCAUGGCCUGGGAGAUUGGUAAGCACGGUAUCCGUAUCAGCUUCACCCAUCAUGGUCAAAAGCUCGGUGCCACAUAUCUGCCUGAUGUUGCCAAAGAGCAGGGCUGGACAAAGGAAGAGGCUCUUGUGAGUUUGCUGCGCAAGGCCGGCUGGUCAGGUAGAAAGGACGAAUGGAGAAAACUGUCAAAUCUGGAGCUGGUCACAUACGAGGGUAAGAAGGUAGACUUGAGCUAUGCCGAGUUCAAGGAAUGGAGAGAUGCAGUCAAGAGCAAGGAUGUCAAGACUUGAUCAUUUCCCUUUUCUACUUUUCACGACUUUAUGGUAUGGAUUAAGGGUGUUGCACAAUUUCCACGGAGUUCGUCAAUAUGGUAUAUAGACCUUAUGCAACGAACCACGAAUACAACGAUCAUCAACUCACCGAGUCCUGCAAGUCGUUCGCUCUCGGCCGAAGCAUGAUUCUUGUGAC